GUCAAGCAGCAAGAGCGGAAAGAUCUCCAUUCUCUUCCUCCUCGAACGCCUCGUCCUCCAUCUCCUCCACUCUGAUCAUGGCAUCCAAGGCCCAAGGAUCCUCCUUUAUGAAGGCCCUAGUUGUUGAGGACACCACAGUUCAAAGGAUGGUCCUCUCGGCAAAGUUGCGUAAUUUUCAAUGUGAGAUUACUCUCGCCGUGAAUGGAAAAGAAGCAGUUGACCUAUUCCUUGAGGGGAAGAAGUUUGACAUUAUUUUUUGUGAUAAGGACAUGCCCAUCAUGACUAGUCCUGAGGCAGUUGUAAAGAUUCGUGCUAUGGGGGAAACUGAUGUGAAGAUUGUUGGGAUGUCAGCUGAUGACGAUGCCAUGGAGGUGUUCAUAAGUGCUGCUGCUGAUGUUUUUGUGCCCAAACCAAUCAAGGUUUAGGAUCUCAAGUCUAUAAUUAAGGAAGUCAUGAACAAGAAGAAGAACACCAUGGUCUAGCACAAUCCAACUUCCUUGAGUGAUGGAGGAAAUGUUUUUCUGCUCCUGGAACUAUGUUUUCUUAUGUAUGCAUUGUCGUGUUGUUUAGUUUCAUUGUGUUGUAUCAUUUUGAAAGAUUAAUGUUAAAGUUCGUUCGUU
Molecule: messenger RNA, 620 nt
Organism: Triticum urartu
Lineage: Eukaryota; Viridiplantae; Streptophyta; Magnoliopsida; Poales; Poaceae
Product: two-component response regulator ORR42-like
Biological process (GO): phosphorelay signal transduction system
Source: RefSeq, a predicted model, not a curated record